Oryza sativa Japonica Group (Japanese rice) is the source of this 1289-nucleotide messenger RNA. The record is from RefSeq and is a predicted model, not a curated record. NCBI's taxonomy places the organism in Eukaryota, Viridiplantae, Streptophyta, Magnoliopsida, Poales, Poaceae.
AAAACACACUUAAAGGUCACACUCAACGAAGAAGGAUCCAAAUCCCUACGCAGUGCCAGCGAAGCACACUACAAAUAGCCAACAGAGACCCGCAGAUAACGCACCAAACUACCCCAAUGGCGCCACCCCUGCUCCUCCUCCUCGCUUCUCUCCUCCUCGUCGCAGCGCGGCGAGCCCUCGGCCUCGGCCUCGGCCAGUGGCAGCCCGGCCACGCCACGUUCUACGGCGGCGGCGACGCCUCCGGCACGAUGGGUGGCGCGUGCGGGUACGGGAACCUGUACAGCCAGGGGUACGGCACGAGCACGGCGGCGCUGAGCACGGCGCUGUUCAACAGGGGCCUGAGCUGCGGCUCCUGCUACGAGCUCCGGUGCGCGGGCGACCACCGCCGGUCGUGCCUCCCCGGCGGCGCCACCGUGACGGUGACGGCGACCAACUUCUGCCCCCCGAACUACGCGCUCCCGAGCGACGGCGGCGGCUGGUGCAACCCACCGCGGCGGCACUUCGACCUCGCCGAGCCGGCGUUCCUCCGCAUCGCGCGGCACGCCGCCGGGAUCGUCCCGGUCUCCUUCCGCCGCGUGGCGUGCGCCAGGAAGGGCGGCGUCAGGUUCACCGUCAACGGCCACGCCUACUUCAACCUGGUGCUCGUCACCAACGUCGGCGGCGCCGGCGACGUGCGCUCCCUCGCCGUGAAGGGGUCGGGGUCCGGGUCGCGCGUGGGGGGGCGGUGGCAGCCGAUGUCGCGCAACUGGGGGCAGAACUGGCAGAGCAACGCGUACCUCGACGGCAAGGCGCUCUCCUUCCGCGUCACCGCCGGCGACGGCCGCUCCCUCACCUGCGCCGACGUGGCGCCCGCCGGCUGGCAGUUCGGCCAGACCUUCGAGGGCAGGCAGUUCUAGAUUAGUUUAGCCAAGAGGAUUAUUAUCUCUUAAUUCUUACUAGUAUCUUUUGAGUUUAAUUGCACACCCAAUCGGUGUUUAGUGAGGUCUAGUCGUCUAGUAGAUGCUGAGGUUGCUGUGGCUCCUGCAAGAGAAGGCAAGGCAUUUCGCGCCCGCGUGUCAGAGGCCGGAUGGUUUGCAGUUUGCUGCUCUGCUCUUAGUUCAGAUUUGUACAGGGCAUGUGGCAUGAGUAAAUGAGUUGAUUAGUUAGGUCCAGAGAGUGGCUGGCUAUAGUGCGAGCGGUGAUCGGUGAGCCAGCCUCUCUGAAAAAGAGUGAGCUGUCUGUACAAAUGCAGUUGCUUGUUUGCUACUCACUCCAUUUAAAAUAUAGCAAUUUAUAUUAUUUCUAAAAUA